UUUUCUUUGUUCUUCGAAGUCGAAGCCGGAAAGUGCGAACUCAACGACGAACUCACGAAGCAGCGAAGCUGUCUGACUGUCUCGCCCACGCCGCAGCCAUAGCUAAGUUGUCUCAGUGCUUGUAUUGUUGAAUUUGUCGGCGACCAGCAACUAAACACGAGUACUGAGGGUUUUAGUCUUUUAGAGCUCUCAUUUUCUUCUCCGGCGAGCAGAGGUUUCUUCUCAGCGAUGGAGUACGUUAGCCCCGAAGGUCUUCGCUUGGACGGUCGCCGACCUCUCGAGAUGAGGCAGCUUCGUGCCGAAAUAGGUGCAGUUGCCAGAGCUGACGGCUCUGCUGUCUUUGAAAUGGGUAACACCAAAGUGAUUGCUGCAGUGUAUGGCCCUAGGGAGGUUCAAAAUAGGAGCCAACAAAUCAAUGACCAGGCUCUGGUUCGCUGUGAGUAUAGCAUGGCAAACUUUAGUACGGGUGAUAGGAUGAGGAAACCAAAGGGUGACAGGAGAUCCACUGAGAUAUCACUAGUUAUUCGUCAAACAAUGGAAGCUUGCAUUUUGACGCAUCUAAUGCCUCGUUCUCAGAUUGACAUUUUUGUCCAAGUUAUCCAAGCUGAUGGAGGAACAAGAUCAGCAUGCAUAAAUGCUGCCACAUUGGCACUUGCUGAUGCAGGGAUUCCUAUGCGUGAUAUUGUUACUUCCUGUAGUGCUGGGUACCUAAAUAGUACCCCUCUUCUUGAUCUAAACUAUGUCGAAGACAGUGCUGGUGGGCCCGAUGUCACUGUUGGGUUUCUACCUAAGCUGGAUAAAGUUACCCUUCUGCAGAUGGAUGCUAAAUUAUCAUUGGAUACUUUUGAAAACGUUAUGCAACUAGCAAUAGAGGGCUGCAAAGCAGUGGCAAACUAUAUCCGUGAGAUAUUAUUAGAAAACACCAAACAAUUGGAAUGCCGGCGAGGCCUAUAGAUUUACUGACUGAUUGAGCUGAAUCCCAAUCAAAUUUUGGAGGAGAUAGAAAGCUUCAUAUUUCGGCAAUGAUCAUUCUGACUCGUUAGUGCUCUCUACAAUGAGAUCCCAAAUGAAUACAAAUUAUUGCUGUCAUUGCUUUUCUUGGCUAAAGGUUUUAGAAUGUUUUGUUUCCAUCUUUGCACUCUGGAGACAAAAAACAACCUCAAAGUCUCUUAAGUUGUAACAUUAUCAACUAAAAUUUGGACUGAAAAAUUCUUCCUUUA
Molecule: messenger RNA, 1220 nt
Organism: Ipomoea nil (Japanese morning glory)
Lineage: Eukaryota; Viridiplantae; Streptophyta; Magnoliopsida; Solanales; Convolvulaceae
Product: exosome complex component RRP41 homolog
Exons: 13
Coding region: 229-954 (241 amino acids)
Biological process (GO): U4 snRNA 3'-end processing; poly(A)-dependent snoRNA 3'-end processing; rRNA catabolic process
Cellular component (GO): nucleolus; nuclear exosome (RNase complex); cytoplasmic exosome (RNase complex)
Source: RefSeq, a predicted model, not a curated record